UAGAUAAUCCUCCUUUGGACUCGAGGGCAUAAAAUGCUCCCUUACCUUGAUUGGAAAAUAUAUAACCCCUAUCAGUGGAGAAGAAGCAUCUAAAAGGAUUCAGCCGAAGAGUUAUUGGACGCCAACUACAUAUAAGAUUCUUUCAUCUGAGGAACACAGUUUUAAUAGGUCUACAAUGCCCACCUUGGAGAUGUCAUCCAUGGAAAGCCUGAGCCAUAUCACAGCAACGGAAGCUCUCAUUGCCACGGCUGUUUUCUGUUUACUCUUUAUGAUUGUCAAGUCCUUCCGGAACCGGGUUCCUUAUGGCCUGAAGAAAAUCCCGGGGCCGAUGGGGUACCCACUCAUUGGCAACAUGUUGGAGUUGGGGAAAAACCCCCACCUGAGCCUGACACGGAUGAGCCAGAAAUACGGAGACGUGAUGAUGAUCCAUAUUGGCAGCACACCCGUGUUGGUGCUGAGUGGGCUGGAAACCAUACGGAAAGCCUUGGUGAGGCAAGGAGCUGAGUUCUUGGGACGGCCGGACCUCUACAGCUUCCGUUACGUGGCCGACGGGGAAAGCCUGGCUUUUGGCCACGAUUCGGGAGAAGUCUGGCGCACCCGGCGGAAACUGGCCCAGAAUGCCUUAAAAUCCUUUGCUGCUUCGCCCAGCCCCGUCUCACCUUCCAUAUAUCUCCUAGAAGAGCAUCUCUCCAAAGAGGUUGACUACUUGAUCCAGAAGUUGCAAGAGGUGAUGCGGGAGAAGAAGUCCCUGGACCCUUACCGAUACAUCGUGGUCUCCGUGGCCAACGUCAUUUGCGCCAUGUGUUUUGGCAAACGUUACAGCCACGACAACCAGGAAUUCCUCAGCAUCAUUGACGAGAGUGAAAAGUUUGUGGAAGUGGCUGCCUCGGGGAACCUUGCGGAUUUCAUCCCGCUGCUUCAAUAUCUCCCGAUGAGGAGCAUGAAGAUGUUCAAGCAAUUCAACGAGAAGUUCACUGUUUUCUUACUCAAUAUGGUCAAGGAACACUAUGACAGUUUCAGUAAGGAUAGUAUCCGGGACAUCACCGAUUCUCUCAUUGAGCAAAGCCAGGAAAAGUUUCAGAUCUCCUCUAAAAAAAUAGUCAACCUUGUCAAUGACAUCUUUGGAGCUGGUUUCGACACAGUGACCACAACUUUGUCCUGGUCACUCAUGUACCUUGUCACUCACCCUGAAAUUCAGAAGAAGAUCCAUGAAGAAAUAGAUGAAGUCAUUGGCAGAGAACGAAAACCUCGGCUGUCGGACCGACUUCUGAUGCCUUAUACAGAGGCCUUCACCAUGGAAGUGUUCAGGCAUUCCUCUCUUCUCCCUUUCACAAUUCCCCAUUGCACAGUCAAAGAAACCUCUCUCAAUGGCUACUACAUCCCAAAGGACCUCUGUGUCUUUGUCAACCAGUGGCAAGUCAACCACGAUGAGAAGCUUUGGAAAGACCCCUCUUCCUUCAACCCGGAGCGCUUCCUUUCCGCCGACGGCAAAGACGUCAACAAGGACGAGAGCGAGAAAGUGCUGACCUUUGGUCUGGGGAAGAGACGAUGCAUCGGGGAGCAGAUCGCCCGAUGGGAGGUCUUCCUCUUCUUGACCUUUUUGCUCCAAGAGUUGGAAUUCAGCGUCAAGGAAGGCGUGGAAGUGGACAUGACUCCCCGCUACGGCCUCUCCAUGAAGCACAAGCGGUGCCCGCAUUUCCUAGUCAAGCCACGGCCCCCAAAGAACGCCAGCUAGUGAACGACGAGUCAAUAAAAUCCAUUGAAAUUUC
Anolis carolinensis (green anole) is the source of this 1769-nucleotide messenger RNA. RefSeq names its product cytochrome P450 1A5. Lineage: Eukaryota; Metazoa; Chordata; Lepidosauria; Squamata; Anolidae. Gene Ontology annotation, biological process: progesterone metabolic process; hormone biosynthetic process. Gene Ontology annotation, molecular function: oxidoreductase activity, acting on paired donors, with incorporation or reduction of molecular oxygen, reduced flavin or flavoprotein as one donor, and incorporation of one atom of oxygen; iron ion binding; heme binding. The record is from RefSeq and is a predicted model, not a curated record. The coding region runs from base 176 to 1735 and encodes 519 amino acids. The transcript is spliced from 7 exons.